Messenger RNA from Helianthus annuus (common sunflower), 543 nucleotides. Its product is annotated as early nodulin-75-like. The transcript has a single exon. The coding region runs from base 1 to 543 and encodes 180 amino acids. The record is from RefSeq and is a predicted model, not a curated record. NCBI's taxonomy places the organism in Eukaryota, Viridiplantae, Streptophyta, Magnoliopsida, Asterales, Asteraceae.
AUGAGGCAAGGUUUGCCUCAUACCCUUGGGAGUUUACUCCCCCCUUUUAACCCAGCACCUCAGCAGCAACAGGAUCCCUCCGAGGAUUCACGCUUCCAGGCGGUUACGCCACUGCCACCGCCGCCGCCAGUCGCACCACCACCAUCACACAUGGGUUAUAAUAACCCGAUUCCUACACACGCCGGUGCAGCGGCGUAUAACCCUUUUGAGCAGCCAGCCCAUACCGGCUACAAUUACUACAACGCCCCCGAUGUUGACCCAUAUCUUGUAGCGGCAAACUACAAUGCUCUUCAUCCUGAGGGACCCUAUGGAGUCCCUUAUCAGACUGGGUACCCGGCCUAUGGGUACCAAUACCCGCCACCUCCUCAACCUCCGCAGCAGCAGCAGCCGCAGCCACCGCAGAUCCAGCCUCCGCAGCAGCAGGAGAUUCUUCAAAGGGUGAGCCAGGUGGAGCAUGAGGUUCAAGAGGAGCGUAGAAGCCACCUGCGAUUUCUUAAGGGUUUGGCAAGUUUAAUCAAGGGGAAGAACAGAAGGGAUCCUUGA